UUUGCUGCUGGACCCGGAGCGAGCGGCGGGUUUGCGUUGGCCUUUGGCGAGGGGCGGCCGAGGAAGAAGAGGCGCACGGGGGUGGCAGGGGUAGGGGAGGACCCCAGGGUUGCUUCUCCCCCUCCUGUCUUCCAGCCCUCCCCUCCCCCUUCUCCUCGGGCCUCUCUCCCUGCUUCGUUCGGAUCGGCCUCUCUCGUCCUCCUUAAACCGGAUCAGCUCCUCUUCCUCCUCCUCCUCUCUCCCCUUUGAACCGGAGCGCUUCUUCCUUCACUCCCGUUGCCAGCGGCGUUUCUCUCUCUCUCUCUCCCCUUGUCCCCCUUUCUAAGGCGGAGGCUGGGGGCUUCAGAGGGGCUGCUUUCCUGGGCCGGGGGGGGGGGGGGGGGGGGCUUCCUGCUUGCAACUGCCACCGCAGACCCCUUUCUCCGACCUCUCCCACGUUCCCGUCCUCCUGCCUUAAGGGUCUCUCCAUCCGGGGUGGGGUAGGGUAGGGGGUGGCGGGGUGGGGGGCUCCCAGCGGCUGACUGCCCUGGGAUGGGGCGAGGGGGCCCUUCCCCCCGCUCCCAGCCCGGGUUCGCGAGGCCAAGGAAGAAGGGUCCGAUCCCCCGCCUUCUUCUGGCCCCGGCGCCGGGGACCUCGCCGCCUCUUUCCCGAUGGUGCAGCUGGUAGCGCUGGUGUGGCGAAGGUUGUUACGCAAGCGGUGGGUCCUGGGCAUCGUCUUCGGGCUGUCCCUCAUCUACUUCCUUAACAGCACCUUCAAGCAGGAAGAGAGAGUGCUGAGGGACCGGAAUUUCCCGCAAGCUCCGGACGAAAAUCGCCCCAUUGCCUGGAAAGUCCACUUCAGCUUGGGGAAUAGCAGCCAGCCGAAUAACCAGUGUCGGAACUCUGUCCAAGGAAAGUUGUUGAUCACGGAUGAGCUGGGCUACAUCUGCGAAAGGAAGGACCUGCUGGUGAAUGGGUGUUGCAACGUGGAGGCGCCCAGUGUCAAGUUGUACAGCUGCGACAGCUGCCUGCCCAGCGGCUGUUGCAGUGUCUAUGAGGCCUGUGUGUCCUGCUGCUUACAGCCCAACAAGCAACAGCUCCUCGAGCAUUUUCUGAACCGAGCGGCAGUGGCCUUCCAGAAUCUCUUCACGGCUGUGGAAGAUCACUUUGAGCUCUGCCUAGCCAAGUGCAGGACCUCCUCCCAGAGUGUGCAGCAUGAAAACACCUACCGCAACCCCAUUGCAAAAUACUGCUAUGGGGAAUUCCCCCCAGAUCUCCUGUCUGUGUGAAAGUGCCCGAGAAACUGACAAAAUUAGACUUGCAGCAUGGCUGAGAGAGAGAGA
Pseudonaja textilis is the source of this 1322-nucleotide messenger RNA. It is a transcript of the gene SPRING1, whose product is annotated as SREBF pathway regulator in golgi 1. NCBI's taxonomy places the organism in Eukaryota, Metazoa, Chordata, Lepidosauria, Squamata, Elapidae. Gene Ontology annotation, biological process: positive regulation of SREBP signaling pathway. The record is from RefSeq and is a predicted model, not a curated record.